Molecule: messenger RNA, 1554 nt
Organism: Rhagoletis zephyria (snowberry fruit fly)
Lineage: Eukaryota; Metazoa; Arthropoda; Insecta; Diptera; Tephritidae
Source: RefSeq, a predicted model, not a curated record
AUGGAGUACUGGACAAUUGCCUUGCAAGUAAUUGUUGCUUUGUUAGCAAUUUACUAUUAUAUUAAUCGCCGGUACAGCUUUUGGACGGAUCGUGGAGUUCCAGGGCCCAAGCCAAAGUUUUUAGUAGGCAACUUUUUAGAUUUGUUUUUGUACGGUCAAGUGAACAUGGAAAAGAAAUGGGCGGCAAAGUAUGGCAAGAGUUAUGGCAUUUAUCAAGGCUUGAAUCCGGUUUACACAAUUCUCGAGCCUGAACUUGUGAAGACUGUUCUUGUCAAAGACUUCCCAACAUUUGUUAACCGUCAAGUGAAUUUGAAUGAUCACGAAAUUUUGGCAUUGAAUCUUUUCAACUCUGAAGAUGUAGUGUGGCGCCGAAUUCGAGCAAUUACAUCUCCCAGUUUUACCAGCGGAAAACUCAAAGGAAUGCACGGAUUGAUGAACAAAUCAGUCGAUAAACUGUGUGAUUAUUUCUCCAAAGCAAUCAACACUGAUAGUGGAAAUAUGAACAUUAAGGAAGUGGCUAUGGGGUUCACGAUUGACGUGAUAGCCAGCACAUCGUUCGGUACCGAAACAAACGCUAACGAUGAUCGAUCCAAGAAGAAUCCGUUUUUAGAGAACGGCGUUAAAGUUUUUGAUUUUAACUUUUUCCGAUUCGUGCUUUUGUUUCUGUUGCCCAAAAAGUUCAACAAGUGGAUUAACAACGAAACUGGAGGAGAUCCCAAAGUGAUGAACUUUUUCAUUGACUUGUCCCGAGAGAUCAUCAAGCAGCGCAGAAGGCAAACAGGCGCCAAACGCAAUGAUCUCGUUCAGCUGAUGAUGGACGCUUUUGUAUAUGAUGAAGAUCUGAAGGGUUUCGACAAGUUGGAAACCACUGAGGACCAUGAUCACGAGAAGACAGUUGAAAAAGAGCACAAAACUGGCUCAAUCAAACGCUCUUUGAGCGAAAACGAAAUUAUUGCUCAAUGUAUCAUCUUUUUCUUAGCUGGGUUUGAAACUACCGGAACUACCAUUGCCAACGUUUUGUAUAACUUGGCACUCAAUCCGGACGCUCAAGAACGACUGCACUCAGAAUUAGAGAUGGCACUAGAGGGAGUAGACGAGAACAGCAGCGAGCACUUUGACAUAGUUAACGGAAAAAUUCCUUACUUGGAAGCGGUAAUCAAAGAAACGCUGAGAAUGACGCCGCCAGUGCCGCGACUUCAACGUCGUGUAGGCACUGACACCUACAAACUGAACGGAGUGACCCUGCCAAAGGACGUGACAGUGGAGGUGGCCGUGUACGCGAUUCACCAUUCCGACGAGUACUACCCGGAGCCCUCAAAGUUUAACCCGGAUCGAUUCAUGCCGGAGAACAAGCACAAACUAGUCCCCUACACCUAUCUGCCCUUUGGCGCUGGUCCUCGAAAUUGUGUUGGCAUGCGAUUCGCCUACCAGGAGCUUCGUCUCUGUCUCGCCAAGAUCGUUCGCCAGUACAAGUUUGCCCCCACGGCAGAGACUGAAAUCCCUAUGGUCUACAACAAAAUUGGCAUUGUCAGCGCAAAGAACAUCCAGCUGCAA